GACGGAGGGAGUAAUCUAUUCCUUACUUUAGGCCAGUCAAGCGGCACCAUGUCCCCGGCGUGACCAUCUAGAUGGUACACAGAAUAAGUAAUUAGGUCCCAAAACAAAAGCUCGACUUAUUCUGUAUCAAUCAUCAUCAGCUUUCGUUCUACGAGGAGAUUCUUCCUCAUCCGCUCUUUUAUAUACUUUACACUCACACAUAUAUAUAUUCUCCUUUAUAGUUACACACAGCUUCACACCCAAACCUCAACAGGAAAAAGAUGAUCAGGUUGUUCAAAGUAAAGGAAAAACAGAGAGAACUUGCUGAGAAUUCUGAUGGUAAGCCUCCAGUCAAGAAGCAGAGUGCUGGGGAACUACGUCUACACAAAGAUAUAAGUGAACUUAACCUUCCAAAGACAUGCAGCAUUUCAUUUCCCAACGGGAAGGAUGAUUUAAUGAACUUUGAAGUCACAAUUCGCCCUGAUGAAGGAUAUUACUCAGGGGGAUUGUUUACAUUCACAUUUCAAAUUUCACCUAUAUAUCCUCAUGAAGCACCAAAGGUCAAAUGCAAGACAAAGGUCUACCACCCAAACAUUGACUUGGAAGGAAAUGUUUGCCUUAACAUUCUGCGGGAAGACUGGAAACCUGUCCUCAACAUAAACACUGUCAUCUAUGGCUUGUAUCAUCUGUUCACAGAACCAAACCAUGAGGAUCCGCUUAAUGCUGAUGCUGCUGCAGUGCUGAGGGAUAACCCGAAGUUAUUUGAGACCAAUGUGAGAAGGGCAAUGACUGGUGGUUAUGUCGGAAACACAUACUUUAGUCGAUGUGUAUAGGGUUUGAAGGUAGUACCAUCAUGUUAUAACGUUUUAAUUACCAAUGCCUUUAUAAUCGGUUUGUAAAAAUGCUUUAAUGGAUGAAUUCCUUGGAGGAUGUUUUGCUGCACAGGUUCGAAGUCACCGCACUUCCCUGAAACUUUGAGAAUAUUCUCUUUGUAUGCUGUUAGGCAGCGUUACAUGCUGCAAGUUUACUUUUAUCCGAAGAACUUGGACAUUUGGUUA
This is a messenger RNA of Daucus carota subsp. sativus, 1037 nucleotides long. Its product is annotated as NEDD8-conjugating enzyme Ubc12. The transcript is spliced from 6 exons. The record is from RefSeq and is a predicted model, not a curated record. The coding region runs from base 261 to 812 and encodes 183 amino acids. NCBI's taxonomy places the organism in Eukaryota, Viridiplantae, Streptophyta, Magnoliopsida, Apiales, Apiaceae.